AGUCGGCCUGGAUCGAAUGGCUCCAGUCCCAAAUUAGUGUCGCACCGCACGUGAUGCGUGCACGACCCGUGUGCGACGGCGCUGGUCACCGUGCGUCUCCCUCGCUCGUCGUCUUGCAUCCACCGCCGCCAACGACACCCCCAGAGCCCGCUGCUCUCUGUCCAGCUCUGCUCCGCCCGUCCUGCCUGUCUGCUGUGCAGCUAUGACCUACCAGAAAUACGUCUUUGUCGGGGACGAGCAGUCGGGAAAGUCGGCGCUGAUCCAGCGGUACCUCAAGGAUAUCUUUGACGAGGUUCAUGUACCCACAGUCAGCGACUCGUUUUUCGACUCGGAUGGAUCCGAGAUGUGUGAUACCUCGGGCUCGGCAGAGUUUGACCGUCUGCGCCCGUUUUCGUAUGACCGGGUCAGCGCCUGGGUGGUGUGCUAUGCUGUCGACAACCAUAUGUCGCUCCAGACCGUCCAGGAGAAGUGGGUUCCCGAAAUCCGAUACUUUGCCCCCACCAUUCCGCUCAUUCUGGUCGCUUGCAAGGCGGACCUGCGGGACUCGCCCGAGGUGGCUGCGUCGCUGGCCAAGCUGAACCAGAAGCUUAUUUCGACCCAGGAGGGCGUCAAGGUCGCCAAGGACAUCAAAGCCUUCAAGUUUGUGGAAUGCUCCGCCAAAACCGGCCAUGGGAUCCACGUAGUCUUUGACAACCUGGCCACUGACUACAGUCAAUUCGAGCUUAUGGACCUGGACGAGGCUGCCACGCCUCUGUCGCCGACUGGCCAGUCGCCAUUCUCCUCCAAGGCCGGCGGUGUGCAGACUGGGGGGACGCCGUACGAUGCCAAGCUCACGGGUCGAAAGAAAAUGAAUCGCAUCAGCAAGCAGCUGGAGAUUCGCCGGUCGACCUCCUCGGUUCUUGAGGCACAUUCGCGCCGACAGAGCACUCUUGCCUCGAGCAUCACAUCGUACUCGGAUGACGACGACGACGACGAUGAGGGCUCCUAUACCGAUCGCUCGUAUACCGACGACGGUAACUCGGCGGAUCAGCAGUCGGUCUACUCGGGCUCGAUCCAUCCCUCGGAGCUGGAGUCGGGCCAUCCGUCAAUGCCCAGGGGCAAGGCCCGAGGCCCACGACCCGUCAGCCGCAACUCGUCCUUUACGUCCCACAGUCGCUACUCGCAGUACUCAGUUCACGAAGAGAUCAAGGAGGCUGAGGAGGAAGAAGACGAGGACAUGGAUACGGCGCAGGUUCCCGAUGAGGAGGACGCUGCCACACAUCUGCUGCAUGACGAAGCGGCUGUGCCGGCUGUGCCAGCGCCCGCGGCUGCCGACGACAAGCCGAGCGAUGCCGUGCCCCUCACCGAGUCGGCGAUCAGCCCCGAGCCGCCUGCCUUCCAGCCCACCAAGGAGACCAGCCGCGCGCACGAGGGCGGCGUCAAUUCGUUCGACAGUACGCAUUCACGCAUCCGCUUGACGGCGACAAGAAGUACAACCUGGAACCGGAGUGGCCUGCGGACCAAGUCCAGGUCCCUGUCGGGGGCGUAAACCUGACACAGCCGCCACCUCCACCACAGGGCGGCGGAUGCUGCACCAUUCUUUAGUCUUAGUUUUAGUUUUAGUUUUAGUUUUAGUUUUAGUUUUAGUUCUUGUUGUGUGGGUGGGAGCG
This is a messenger RNA of Polychytrium aggregatum, 1649 nucleotides long. RefSeq names its product P-loop containing nucleoside triphosphate hydrolase protein. The transcript has 3 exons. The record is from RefSeq and is a predicted model, not a curated record. Gene Ontology annotation, biological process: small GTPase-mediated signal transduction. Lineage: Eukaryota; Fungi; Chytridiomycota; Chytridiomycetes; Polychytriales. Gene Ontology annotation, molecular function: GTP binding; GTPase activity. Bases 203 to 1528 code for a protein of 441 amino acids.